CAAUGAAUACAAGCAAUUGACUUGGCCCUGGUUUGGAGAAAACAAGAAUAGCUCGAUUAAGAAAAUUGCUACAUUUUCCUGCAAGCUAUGAGUCUCUGUUUUUCUUCUUCUUCCAAUUGUUAUCUAAUAAUAUUUGCAUAGGCAGUGUUUAUGAUCAUGGGUUUGAGAUUUUGAAGCAUAGAGUUGCCAAAAUUCACCAAAGUAAAACACAUGGAAACAUCAAAUUUUCCCACCAGCCACAGCCAAGAAAAUGGAGGAAUCUCUCAUCAGAUUAUCAGGAUCCCAGAAGAAGCAGAUCAAGAAUGGAUAACUUCAGUUGAAAAGAAGAUCCAAGAGAUUCCAAAGCUGUUGAGCAAAUCAGCAGGUGGAAGUUCCUGUUGCAUUUUUAGAGUUCCUCAAAGUCUAGUUGAAGUCAACACCAAAGCUUAUCAACCCCACAUAGUCUCCAUGGGACCUUACCACCAUGGAAGAGACAACCUUAACAUGAUUCAAGAACACAAGUGGAGAUUUCUUGGUGCUGUUCUUGCAAGAACACAAAAGCAUGGUGUUGGUCUCAGUGACUUGUUUAAAGCCAUAGCAUCAAUGGAGAAGAAGAUAAGAGAUUGCUAUUCUGAAACUAUUGAAUUCAGUAGCCAUGAUUUGAUUGAAAUGAUGGUGCUUGAUGGAUGUUUUGUGAUUGAACUUUUCUGCAUAGUUGGAAGGUUAGUUCAGAUUAAUCUUGAUGACCCAUUAUUCAAUAUGUCUUGGAUUUUGUAUUUUCUCAUGAGGGAUUUUCUCAGGCUAGAAAAUCAAAUUCCUUUCUUUGUUCUUCAGACAUUGUUUGGGCUAUCAUUUUCAGAUUCCAGGAAGGAAAACAUUCCCUCCUUGACAGAACUCACUCUGGGAUUCUUUGAUUAUGUGGUUCAGAGACCAAGUGAAGUCAUAGACAGCUGCAAAAAUCUGAAUGGGAAACAUUUGCUUGAUUUUUUUCGUUUAACUUUCGUCUCAAAAUUACAAGAUCAUCAAGUCCCACGAAAGAUUAGUCCAUUUCUUCAUUUGAUUCAAUCCGCUAACAAGCUUCAUCUUGCUGGAAUCAAAUUCAAGCCAAGGGAGACUGAAACCUUCUUAGACAUUAAAUUCAGUCGAGGAAUCCUCGAAAUACCUCCUUUAACAAUCGACGAUUUCACCAGCUCUUUCUUGCUGAAUUGUGUAGCAUAUGAGCAAUGUUGCAGCCAUUGUUCAAAGCAUAUUACAACAUAUGUUACAUUCAUGAGUUGUCUCAUCAACUCCCCUGUUGAUGCUGGGUACUUGAGUGAUCACAGAAUCAUUGAGAAUUACUUUGGAACUGAUAUGGAAGUUGCAAAAUUCUUUAAUAACAUUGGCAAGGACAUUGCUUUUGAUAUUCAAAGGAGUUAUCUGGCGAAAUUGUUUGAGGAUGUUAAUGAAUAUUACAGGAACAAUUGGCAUGUUAGAUGGGCAGGCUUCAAGUACACCUAUUUUAACACACCUUGGUCAUUCAUGUCUGCCUUAGCUGCACUUGUCCUCCUCAUCCUUACUAUCAUUCAGGCGUUCUUUGCGGUGUACGGUUAUGUUCAUCCUCUCGGCAAUGGGCAUUGAUCGUGUUGUUUAUGUUCAGUCCAAUAUUUUUGUGCAUAGAAGCUUGAUCCCUCAAGGAAAGACAUUGUAUAUACCACCAUGCUUCUUUUAAUGGACCAAUGUUUUUGUGAUUUUCUCAACUUUGAUGUUAUAAUAUGAAAGGCGUUCUUUGAUGUUGAUAUUA
Molecule: messenger RNA, 1759 nt
Organism: Manihot esculenta (cassava)
Lineage: Eukaryota; Viridiplantae; Streptophyta; Magnoliopsida; Malpighiales; Euphorbiaceae
Product: UPF0481 protein At3g47200
Exons: 1
Coding region: 211-1596 (461 amino acids)
Source: RefSeq, a predicted model, not a curated record